Molecule: messenger RNA, 719 nt
Organism: Nicotiana attenuata
Lineage: Eukaryota; Viridiplantae; Streptophyta; Magnoliopsida; Solanales; Solanaceae
Exons: 1
Coding region: 12-548 (178 amino acids)
Source: RefSeq, a predicted model, not a curated record
ACAAAACCAACAUGCCUUCCUCAUCACACUACUUAGUAAUUUGCUUCUUCUUACUUAGUUUUUUGGCAGUUUCAUCAGUUAAUUCACAGAGCCCCGUUCAUUACCCGAUCAAUGUUAUUGUGAAAAAUGAAACUCCACGUACAGCCUCGGCAAGAUGUUAUAUACAUGGAAUUGAUGCUCGCGACAAAUUCAUAAUGACACCAGGUCAUAUUGUUGAAUUCUAUAUGAGCAUUAUUCCUGGAGAAGAUAACACCCUUUCUUGUGACGUGAAAUUAGGGGAGAAACACGGGUUUUUCGAGUUGUUUAACUUGAAUAAUUCUCGCAUUUGUCACACUCCUGAUGUAUAUUGUUAUUGGAAUGUACAUGAAGAUGGAUUAUGCAUGUUUGUUGCAGGUAAAUGUGUGCUCUUCAAAUGGGAUGCUAACUCAACAGUUCUUCCCAGUUUGAGUCUCCAAGUCAAAGAUAAACUCCCUUCAAUUAGACAUACUGCAAGUGAAAAACUGAGAUAUGCUGCAACUGGACCCUUCAUUUUGAAAACAAGUCCUUAGUAAAUCCAUGAAAUUUUGUACUAAUAUUCUAUGAAAAUGAUUAAGAAAAAUUCAGGUAUUAUGUGAAUUGAUAUGCCAAGCUUUAUGUUCAAUGUGUAAUGAGCUUCCAAUCUCAUGUCACAAAAACGUAUGCCCGUUUAUCUCCACAUGAAUAUAAAUAUAUUUCACAUC